CUCGGCUCGGGCUCGGCGGGCGGAAGCGGCGCGGCGGGAGCCGAGGCGGAGGCUCCGGACGCGGCUCGGGAAGCGGACGCCGGAGGGAGUGCCCGCGCCCCGCGCCCCGCGCGCUCAGCCCCAGGCGCCACAGCUCCCGUCUUAGUGAGUGGAAGGAGGGCCUUGACUGUUGUCUACCUCCCACCCAGGGGUCUCCAGGAGCUGGGGAAAGGCCUAGUCAUGGCGGAGUACGGGACCCUCCUGCAGGACCUGACCAACAACAUCACCCUGGAGGACCUGGAGCAGCUCAAGUCGGCCUGCAAGGAGGACAUCCCCAGUGAGAAGAGUGAGGAGAUCACCUCGGGCAGUGCCUGGCUCAGCUUCCUGGAGAGCCACAACAAGCUGGACAAAGACAACCUCUCCUACAUUGAGCACAUCUUUGAGAUCUCUCGCCGUCCUGACCUGCUCACUAUGGUGGUUGACUAUAGAACCCGUGUUCUGAAGAUCUCUGAGGAGGAUGAGCUGGACACCAAGCUAACCCGUAUCCCCAGUGCCAAGAAGUACAAAGACAUUAUCCGGCAGCCCUCUGAGGAAGAGAUCAUCAAAUUGGCUCCUCCACCGAAGAAAGCCUGAGCAAGGGGGAGGAAGAGGAGGAAGGUUGGACCUUCAUAGGACCACUCCCUUCCCCCAGCCUCCAGGGGAGGGGGCAAAGGCACCUCCCACCCCCACAAACCUACCCACUUACUAACCUGGUCCUAACCCCCUUACUGUGCGUGUGUGUGUGUGUGUGCACACGCUCUGGCUGUCUGUCUACAUGUCUAGCUCAUCUAGCUCCUCUUCCUUGUGAGGGGCUGGGGGUCAGAGGCUGGGGUGGGGGGUGAGUUUUCCCACUCUAGGGAAACUAUGCGUACAGAAAUGGGCACAUUCCUCCUAUCUCCCUUUCUCCACUUUCCCACCACCUCUCUGAAGUGUAAGAGCAAAAGGGACCUGCAUGUUCCUACAUUGAGGAGCCAAAGUGACACAGGAGAGGCAGGUGGGAGGGAAGGUGAAGAGGCUACCCAACCCCACCUGGGAGGGCAGAGAAAAGCCAGAGCUCAGUUUGGUGUCUGACCCAUGCUGGACUGGCUGUGGAGUCCAGUUUCCAGCUAUUCCUCAGGUUGAAGGGCCUAGGUACCAGCUGGUCCCUUUGUGCUCCCCUCGGAUGGGUAUGAGCCAGGAUCUAAUGACAGGACCAUGGAUCCUUUCCUAGCCCCAAAGCUCUAACCCAACCGAGCACCCAGCAUUAGGCGCCCCCACCCAUCUGCUCUGGAGAGACUGUGCUGGGAGAAUGCCCCACUGAGCCCGAGACGGGGCUGAGGGGCUCCGUUCCCCCUCCUUUAUUCCUACUCAGACUGUUGCACAUGCUGACCCCAAGCCUCGGGAGGUUGGGGAAUGAGAUCCUUACGUUUUAACUCCAAUUCUGCCCCCACCUACAGAGUCCCAGGUGGUUAUGUAGGGAACUUCCCCUCCUUCCCUGGCCUAGAACACCCCAAGCCCGAAAUAAGGGAAGAAGUUAACUACAGUGUUUUCCUUUGCACUGACCCCCAAUUCAACCCAGGAAGGGACUUGGUAACCCCUCGCCCUCAUCCUGGCGCCUUGGGCUUGUGAACGCCUCCUAUCUAAAUCACUACAAGUACAGUGACCCCAGCCUCCUGCCUGCCCAAGAUGCCCCUACCCACCCUGACCGUGCUAACUGUGUGUACAUAUAUAUUCUACAUAUAUGUAUAUUAAACCCACACUGCCAUGUCUGCCCUUUCUUGUGGUGUCUAGCAUUAACUUAUUGUCUAGGCCAGAGCGGGGGUGGGAGGGGAAUGCCACAUGAAGGGAGUGGCAGAGUCAAAUUGCUGCACAGUCAGAACAAAACUUAUUUUUUAACUUUAAAUUCACAUGUAAUCUCAAGAGACUAUUUAGAGAAAGUUUAAGUUAGGAGCUUUUAAGAUGUGGGAGCAAAACUUGAAUGGGAGGGGUGGCUGCUGGAAGAGGGAAGAAACCAGACUGGUUGGAGAGCACCUUCCACUCCUAGCCCAGCCCAGCCUGCCUGUCCCCUCUGGCCACUGCUGCGGACACCUGCCUUAACACAUACACCUCGAGUACUCCAGUUUUGCCUUAAAGGACCUUCCCAAGUUCCCUGAGCCCUGUCUGGCUUCUUCCUGAAGGAGAGAGAAAGACUUGUAGAAUUGGGAAAGGGAAAUGAGCGUGAGUUAAUUGUCUUUCCAGUAAGGGUAUGUUAUAUGAGAGCAAGAGACCGAGAAUGAGGAUGAAUGAGAAUGAGUAGGAGCCUUCCUUUGAAGAGAGGAGAGGAUGAGAAGGGGAGAAGGAAGACAGGGUCAUUUUCAGCAGUCUAGUAAUUUCUCUAAGGCAAAAUAAUCUAAGACUAACCUGCCCCCCUCCCCCCUCCUCCCUCCCCAUUGCUGUGAGACUGCUCAUUCCUGUGCUCCUGUGUAGUGUGCACGGCCUUGUUCUAACCCUGGAAUAAAGGUGAUUGACUGUAA
This is a messenger RNA of Eptesicus fuscus (big brown bat), 2510 nucleotides long. RefSeq names its product proliferation and apoptosis adaptor protein 15 (gene PEA15). The transcript has 5 exons. Lineage: Eukaryota; Metazoa; Chordata; Mammalia; Chiroptera; Vespertilionidae. Gene Ontology annotation, molecular function: protein binding. Bases 220 to 612 code for a protein of 130 amino acids. The record is from RefSeq and is a predicted model, not a curated record. Gene Ontology annotation, biological process: negative regulation of extrinsic apoptotic signaling pathway via death domain receptors; MAPK cascade.